This is a messenger RNA of Nematolebias whitei (Rio pearlfish), 4624 nucleotides long. RefSeq names its product phosphatidylinositol-3,4,5-trisphosphate-dependent Rac exchange factor 2 (gene prex2). Bases 107 to 4624 code for a protein of 1505 amino acids. Lineage: Eukaryota; Metazoa; Chordata; Actinopteri; Cyprinodontiformes; Rivulidae. Gene Ontology annotation, molecular function: guanyl-nucleotide exchange factor activity; protein binding. The transcript is spliced from 38 exons. The record is from RefSeq and is a predicted model, not a curated record. Gene Ontology annotation, biological process: intracellular signal transduction.
UUUGCUGCGCACUCUCCGAAGCCCGUUUGUGAUGUGAAACUAAAAGCCGCUGAAGGAGACAACUUUAUCCUUUUUAAAAACGACAACAUUUAUUUAUGAGCUCACCAUGACCGAGGAGAGCAGGAGUGAACACAGGGCUGAGAGCGGGAAGGACUUGGAGAAACAACUCCGGCUGCGAGUUUGUGUCUUGAAUGAACUUCUGAAAACUGAACGGGAUUAUGUUGGGACGCUGGAGUUCCUGUCGGUGUUUCUACAUCGCCUCAACCAGUACGCAGCCACCAGGAUGGACAAAAACAUCACAGAGGAAACUGUAAAGGCUUUAUUCGCCAACAUCGAGGAGAUUCUGGCCGUUCACAGAGACUUCCUGUCCAUGGUGGAGGAGCUACUGCAGCCUGAGCCUCACGCUCACCAUGAAGUGGCGCGCUGCUUCUUGCACUUUAGAAGCCGUUUUCAGGUUUAUGACGAGUACUGUGGGAACCAUGAGAAGGCCCAGAGGCUGCUGCUGGAGCUCAAUAAGAUCAGGAGUGUCAGAACGUGCUUACUGAACUGCAUGUUGCUGGGAGGAAGGAAAAACACAGAAGUACCACUUGAAGGUUACUUGGUGGCUCCUAUUCAGAGGAUCUGCAAGUACCCGCUGCUGCUCAAAGAGCUGCUGAAGAGGACCCCUAAGAGGCACAAUGACUACCACCUGGUCCAGGAGUCUCUGCAGCUGAUGAAGGCUGUGUGCUCCAGCAUCAAUGAAGCGAAAAGGCAGAUGGAGAAGUUGGAGAUUUUAGAGGAGUGGCAGUCACACAUUGAGGGCUGGGAGGGCUCCAACGUCACAGAUACCUGCACCGAGAUGCUGAUGCAGGGUGUUCUGUUAAAGAUCUCAGCUGGAAACAUACAAGAGAGAAUCUUCUUCUUGUUUGACAAGCUUCUGGUUUAUUGCAAGAAGAAAAACAGGCGUUUGAAAAACAGCAAAGCAUCCACUGAAGUUCCACGCUACCUGUUCAGAGGAAGAAUAAACACCGAGGUGAUGGAGGUGGAAAAUAUGGAUGAUGGGACAGCUGACUACCACAGCAGCGGAAACAUUGUGAACAAUGGCUGGAAGAUCCACAACACGGCCAAGAACAAGUGGUUUGUCUGCAUGGCCAAGACCCCCGAGGAGAAACAGGAGUGGCUGGAGGCCAUCAUGAAAGAAAGGGAGCGGAGGAAAAGCCUGAGACUCGGCAUGGAGCAGGACACCUGGGUAAUGGUCUCAGAGAAGGGAGAGAAGCUCUACAAUCUUAUGACCAAAGGAAACCUCGUCAAGGACAGAAAACGCAAGCUCACCACAUUCCCCAAGUGCUUCCUGGGAAAUGAGUUUGUGUCCUGGCUGAUGGAAAUUGGUGAGACGGACAACCCAGAGGAAGGGGUCCACCUGGGUCAAGCUCUGCUGGAGAAUGGCAUCAUCCACCAUGUCACAGACAAAUACCAGUUCAAGCCUGAGCCUGUGCUGUACCGCUUCCGCUUCGACGAUGGCACCUAUCAUCCAAGAACUGACAUGCACGAUGUCAUAGCCAAGGGUGUUCGACUGUUCUGUCGUCUUCAUAGCCUCUUCACUCCUGUCAUCAGGGAUAAGGACUAUCAUCUGCGGACCUACAAAUCAGUGGUCAUGGCCAACAAGCUUAUAGACUGGCUUAUAGCGCAGGGGGACUGCAGAACGAGAGAAGAAGCGGUGAUCUUGGGAGUAGAGCUGUGCGACAAUGGCUUCAUGCAUCAUGUGUUGGAAAAGAGUGAAUUCAAAGAUGAGCCUUUGUUGUUCCGUUUCUUUGCGGAUGAAGAGAUGGAGGGAUCCAACACGAAACACAAACCCAUGAAGCACGAUUUGAAAAUAGUGGAAAACGUCAUCACAAAGUCGCUCCUGAUAAGACCAAGUGACGGAAGCUAUGGUUUUACUCUGGAAGAAAGAAACAGAGUCCCCAUCGUCAAAUAUGUGGAGAAAGGCUCCCCAGCUGAGAUGGCUGGCCUGGAAGUGGGGAAGAAGUUGUUUGCCAUAAACGGAGAUCUGGUGUUCCUGAGGCCUUUCUCUGAAGUGGAAGUUGUCCUCAGGCAAUGUUUCAACAACAAGGGACCCCUUAGGGUGUUGGUCAGCACCAAGCCAAGAGAGACGAUAAAGAUCCCAGACUCUGCUGAUGGGUUGGGCUUCCAGAUUCGAGGAUUUGGCCCCUCUGUGGUUCAUGCUGUUGGAAGAGGCACGGUGGCAGCCAUUGCCGGUCUCCACCCGGGCCAGUGCAUCAUCAAGGUGAAUGGCAUCAACGUGAGCAAGGAGAGCCACGCCAGUGUCAUCGCUCAUGUCACAGCGUGCCGAAAGUACAGGCGACCGACCCAGCAAGACACAAUUAGGUGGGUAUACAACAACAGCGAGAGUGCCCAGGAGGAAAAUCAGAAAACCAAGCAGAAACCCACCCCCGAGGAGAACGGAGACGGCUUCGAGUGCAAAGUAGAAGAGGUGAUGGACAAGUUCAACACAAUUGCCAUCAUUGAUGGGAAGAAAGACCAUGUCAGUCUGACAGUGGACAAUGUCCACCUGGAGUAUGGAGUGGUGUACGAGUAUGACAGCACAUCUGGCAUCAAGUGCCAUGUACUGGAGAAAAUGGUGGAACCAAAAGGAUUCUUCAGCCUCACUGCUAAGAUCCUGGAGGCGCUGGCACGAAACGACGACCUGCUGGUGCAGAUGUGCGGCAGGUUGAGUUCCAGCUGUGACGUGAUACCUGAGGAAAUGCACGUACGCUUCAGUGCCAUGUGCAGCGAGAGGGUGGAGCACAUCAAUCGACGCAUCACGAACUACAGAAAGUUUGCUCGUGUCCUGAAGAACAGAGCGUGGCCCACCUUUAAGCAAGCCAAGGCCAAGGUUUCCCCCCUGCACAGCAGCGACUUCUGCCCCACAAACUGCCACAUAAAUGUGCUGGAGGUGUCCUACCACAAGACCACCACUUCUCUGGGCAGUGCCUUUGGUGUGCAGCUAGACAGCAGGAAGAACACUCUGGAGAAGAACGGGCGCAGCAGUGAGAACGGUAAGCUGAGCCCCAUGGUGAAUGUCCAGCACACAAUCACAACCAUGGCUGCUCCUUCGGGUCACAGCCUGGGCCGGACAGAGGGACACGGGCUUCGGUUCUUGCUCAGAGAAGACGACCUUCUCACUCUCGAUGCAUAUCAGAAACUUCUUUAUAAACUCACUGCUGCUGUAAAGGAGCUGGAGACACACGGUGCCCACAUUCAUGACCUUAUAUCCUCCAUCACCUACCCUCCAGCAUCAGAGGUGGGGAACCAGGAGAGCUACAUUUCUGCAGAAAGUGAAGGAGAGAAAGGUGAGAGGAAUGGGAAGAAGGUGUGUUUCAAUGUGGCAGGAGACGAGCAGGAGGACUCUGGACAUGACACAAUCAGCAACAGAGACUCAUACAGUGACUGCAACAGCAACCGAAACUCCAUCGCAUCCUUCACCAGCAUCUGCAGCAGUCACUGCAGCUCCUACGUUCACAGUGACGAGAUGGACUCAGGAGAUGAGAUGCCCUCUAGUGUAUGGCUAUCCCAUGACAAGCAGAAGAAACUUUAUAGCUUUCUAGAGCAUCUCUUUAGCCAGGUGGAUUCAAUCACCAGCAUGCUGCGAGGAGCGGUGGUGGCUCGGGCAUUUGAACAGACCAAGUGUUUCAUUCCUGAAAGAGGAAUACAAGAGUUUCAGCAAGAGAUGGAGCCCAGGGUAAACUGCACCAAAAAGUUGCGUCUCCAUAUCAAGCAGGAUCCGUGGAAUCUUCCCAGCAGCGUUCAGGCGCUCACGCAAACCAUUUCUAAAUACGCUGAAGAGGUGAAGACACGACUGCUCCUGGUGCUACUGCAGUACACAGACUCAGAGAUCCAGUUACGUCGUGAUAUGGUCUUCUGUCAGUCUUUAGUUGCAGCUGUGUGCGCUUUCUCAGAGCACCUCCUGGCUGUCCUCAACCAGACUGAUGAGCAGGCCAUGCUUGAGGACACUCAGGUGGCUCUGAUAGAUCUGGAGAAAGUCACUUUCUGCUUCCAGCAAUUUGAAGGAGAACCACUUGUUGCCAAUAUGCCCAUUUCAUACCAAGUGGAAGGCACCCGUCAAGCCUUGAAGGUCUGCUUCUACCUUGAGAGCUACUUCUUCCACCUGCUGCCUUACAGGCUGAGAAAUGGAAGUGUCAAAAUCUACCCUGUCCUCUUUACACAAGCACUGGAGAGUAUGGAGGGAUACUACUACAGAGACAACGUGUCCGUGGAGGAAUACCAGGCUCAAAUUAAUGCUGCGUCACUGGAGAAGGUCAAACAGUACAACAAGAGACUGAGGGCUUUUUUUCUUGAUCAGUCCAAUGUACCGCCCAGCGCUGCUCCCAAAGCUGCCCUAAUAGAUAAGUUAAUUCGGCCCCUGAACGCUCUGGAGGAGCUCUACCGUCUGAUGGAGCGGUUCAUCAGCUGCCGCCGCACCGCCGCCUGUCAGAACACCGCCUGCGGGGCCUCUGGAGUCGGGCUGCUCACUGUGGCUUCUGAGCUCUGCUCUCGUCUGGGGGCCACACACGUCGUCAUGUGCAACAGCGGCGUUCAUCGGUUGUACAAGCUGUGCCAGCCUCCACCCCCAGACGGGGACCCAUAA